AUGCUGUGCAAGUCCGUCUACGACAAGUUCCGCUAUGUAAACUGGCCCGGGCCACUGAUGAAGUAUACAAUACAGCGAAAGACGGUUUUGAUCCCUCCAGAGGUCUGCAAAGAGAUUGUUUCCGAUGACAUGGCCAUGACCAGUGUCAAUGCCCCUGCGCUGCAUAAGUUCUGCGAAAGCCUUGAUCUUGUUAAUGGGAAGUUCCUUAAGGUGGACUGGGCAGCCCCCACUGACUGUUCCCAGAUUGUGGAGACUCUAAUGUGCAUUGUCCCCAGCAACGCCUUUAUCCUGCUGAAGAUGUCUGAAAAGAUACGCAAUGCGCUCCUAAACUUCCACAACGAAGAGAUUCCUGGCAAGUUUGAUCCCAGUAUUCCGCACUAUCUCUAUGUUAUGCCAUAUGAGCGUCUUCACAAGAUCUUCGAGUACCGCAUAUUCAUCAAGGAUCUGCGUAUUGUCCUCAUCGCUCCGCGUUAUCAGUGCAUGAUCACCGACGUGACUACAGACAUCGUCCGCUUUGUCAAGGUCUUCCUCCUCGAGCACAUCACUCAGCACAUGGGUGUCACGGACCUCAUAAUCGAUCUCUACUGUGAUGUAGAUGAAGACAUAUGUUCUUCUAUUCUUCUCUUAGACAUGCAACCCCUGCCGACAGCAGAGUCCGCCUUCGAAGACCUUUGUGUGCUGGGAGCCGCUGUUUUGAAGGAGAGAUUGAAGCCUGACGCAAUUCUAGACCCCCUGUUUGUCAAUCCUACUGUUGAAAGGAUAUCUGCAGUGGGGCGAGCCACCACGAACAACACUUACCCCUCCGAGCUUACAUCUGGGAUGAUCUCUGGCACCCACACGGAAAUCAUAGAGCUUGUCCGACAGGCCACUCGCAAGACAGAGAUCCCCGAGCUGGUCAGUCUCAGGCUCUAG
Molecule: messenger RNA, 912 nt
Organism: Giardia duodenalis
Lineage: Eukaryota; Fornicata; Diplomonadida; Hexamitidae
Product: D123 family protein
Exons: 1
Coding region: 1-912 (303 amino acids)
Cellular component (GO): cytoplasm
Source: RefSeq, a predicted model, not a curated record